AUGCAUAUCCAAUCAAUUGUGGUGGCCCUCGUGGCCCCCAUUCUGGCUUCAUCCUACCGCUUCAACCCCCUAGAGCACUCGUCCGGAAUCGCCCCUUAUUUCACCCCCCACGAUCCGCCGCUGGAAGCUUCCCCUCCGCAGGGCUGCAAUGUCACCCGGGCAGCCUAUCUCGUCCGCCAUGCGGCCAUAUACGCCAAUGAUUUCGACUACGAAACGUAUAUCGAGCCCUUCGUGCAGAAAUUGCACAACACCACGCAGAAGUGGUCCGCCACAAAGUCCCUGAAAUUCUUGUCCAAUUGGACCGCUCCAAUCUCGGACGACGAGCUGGAAAAGCUCACUCGCGUUGGCUUGCAAGAGGCGCGCUCGCUAGGCGUGACCCUGAACAAGCGAUAUGCGCAUCUGAAGAAGCCAACCAAGCUCUGGUCCUCCACGGCCGAGAGAACCGUGAAGAGUGCCCAGGGCUUUAUCGAAGGCUUCACGAACAACCGCACGAAAUUGCUUAACUUGACUCAGGUCGCGGAGAGCAAGAAAGCGGGCGCGGAUUCUCUGACUCCAUACAAGGCCUGUUCUGCCUACAGCAGCUCGUACGGGAGCGACCAGUCGGAAAAUUUCAUGAAAGUCUAUACAAAACCAAUCAUCGCCCGUCUUAAUGCUGAGGCCCGCUCGUUCAAUUUCACAGAAGACGACGUUACCGGCAUGUUCGAGCUUUGUGGCUACGAAACUGUUAUCCGGGGUUCAUCGCCUUUCUGCUCCUUGGACUUGUUCACGCCGGACGAAUGGCUGGGCUUUGAAUACACCAAUGACCUCCAGUACUUCUACAACACCGGCUACGGUCGCGAUCUGUCCCCCAGCCUUGGAUUCCCAUGGGUCAAUGCGAGCGUUGCGGCCCUAGACGAGGAGUCCCGGUCCCAGGAACUAUUUGUCUCGUUUACUCACCGCGAGCUUCCUCCUACGGUCAUCACGGCAUUGGGCUUGUAUAACAACAGCGCUUACACGGGAGCCAACAACGUGAACCAGACUAUGCCCCAGAAUCGAAUUAACUACAACCGCGCUUGGAAGACGAGUCAGAUCCUCCCGUUCUUGGAGAACAUUGCCAUCGAGAAGAUGUCCUGUCAAAGCUAUGGGUACGACGAAGGGAGCUACUACCGACUGUUGAACAAUGCCGGCCCUCAGCCCCUGGUGGACUGUCAGGAUGGACCGGGCGGAAGCUGCUCCAGCGAACAAUUCCACGAUUUCAUCCGCCAGAGGCGAGAAUUGUUCGGCGACUUCAACAAGGCAUGCGGUGACAAGCAUCUCCCUGCCUCGUUGUCAAUCUACCAGCCUUGA
Molecule: messenger RNA, 1326 nt
Organism: Penicillium chermesinum
Lineage: Eukaryota; Fungi; Ascomycota; Eurotiomycetes; Eurotiales; Aspergillaceae
Product: putative histidine acid phosphatase
Exons: 2
Coding region: 1-1326 (441 amino acids)
Cellular component (GO): fungal-type cell wall
Molecular function (GO): acid phosphatase activity
Source: RefSeq, a predicted model, not a curated record